AUGCGAGAUAUUGCCAUCAUCGGGCAGCUCCGCAAAGCCGUUCCCGUUCCAGGGUAUAGUGGCUCGGGCAAAGUGCCCGAUACAAGUACAGUGCAGGUGAUAGUACAAGACCAGAUAGGCGUGAGCCGUGACCCCUCUUCAGCACCGAAGAAGCGUCCCCAUGUCCAACACAAUGACUGCAUCAAAGAAAUUCGUAGCCUCGUCGGGCAUACACAAAGCCCUGAAUGGUAUCAGAAGGUUUUUGGGUCCAACAUUACCCCUAACAGGCGGGCCUGA
Exserohilum turcica Et28A is the source of this 276-nucleotide messenger RNA. RefSeq lists its product as uncharacterized. The record is from RefSeq and is a predicted model, not a curated record. The transcript has a single exon. Lineage: Eukaryota; Fungi; Ascomycota; Dothideomycetes; Pleosporales; Pleosporaceae. Bases 1 to 276 code for a protein of 91 amino acids.